Messenger RNA from Leptopilina heterotoma, 3136 nucleotides. RefSeq names its product phosphatidylinositol-binding clathrin assembly protein LAP (gene lap). Gene Ontology annotation, molecular function: SNARE binding; clathrin heavy chain binding; phosphatidylinositol-4,5-bisphosphate binding. Bases 427 to 2754 code for a protein of 775 amino acids. NCBI's taxonomy places the organism in Eukaryota, Metazoa, Arthropoda, Insecta, Hymenoptera, Figitidae. Gene Ontology annotation, biological process: clathrin coat assembly; clathrin-dependent endocytosis; synaptic vesicle budding from presynaptic endocytic zone membrane. The transcript is spliced from 19 exons. Gene Ontology annotation, cellular component: clathrin-coated vesicle; clathrin-coated pit; extrinsic component of presynaptic endocytic zone membrane. The record is from RefSeq and is a predicted model, not a curated record.
CUGACGCUGAGAGCUCGCUCAGCUCAGUUUGGAGCGAUCAUAUAAAAUCGCGCAAAGGGAAGAGAGAGAAAAAGAAGGAGAGAGAUAGAUAGAGAGAGAAAGAGACUGGAGAAUUAACAGGACAAGUACGGGAACUUGAUAAAAAGGGCGUAAAAGGGUUAAGCUGGACCGGAAGGUGGAGUGAUCGUUAUCGGUGUUUACUCAAGUGUGCGUGAGGUGGUGGGUGCCAAGUUUUAAAGUUUUUGUGUCAUUAUCGUGUGUUGUAUAUUAGAAAGAAAAAAAAAUACAGGUGCUUUUAAAUAUCCGUCGAAAAAGAAGAAAAUCCAAUAUAGAUAAACUCAAGAACAAGAGGAUAGUGUACAAUAAUUUAAAGGACCAAAUCAGGACGGGACAGAACGGCACGAUUUUAGGCGAAAUAACUCCAGUAUGGCGGGACAAACGAUAAGCGACAGAUUAUUGGCAGCAAGGCACAGCAUUGCUGGACAGGGCCUUGCAAAAGCUGUUUGUAAAGCAACCACCGAGGAAAUGAUAGGACCCAAGAAAAAACAUUUGGACUAUUUAAUACAUUGCACGAACGAGCCAAAUGUAUCGAUUCCACAAUUAGCCAAUUUAUUGAUAGAACGGUCACAAAAUACAAAUUGGACGGUGGUUUUUAAAGCUCUCAUCACGGUGCAUCAUAUGCUCUGCUAUGGAAAUGAGAGGUUCACACAGUACCUGGCAUCUAGCAACAGUACAUUUCAGCUCAGUAAUUUUCUCGACAAGAGCGGUGUACAAGCAGCUGGAGCUCGAGUCGGAUAUGACAUGUCACCAUUCAUCAGACGCUAUGCCAAAUACCUGAAUGAGAAGGCUCUGUCCUACAGAACAGUCGCUUUUGAUUUCUGUAAAGUUAAGCGGGGGAAGGAAGAUGGAACAUUACGCACAAUGAAUGCAGAGAAAUUGCUGAAAACGUUGCCAGCAUUGCAAUCGCAGCUUGAUGCAUUAUUGGAAUUUGACUGUACAUCGAACGAUCUUACAAAUGGUGUUAUUAAUAUGGCCUUUAUGUUGCUUUUUCGAGAUUUAAUUCGUCUCUUCGCUGGCUAUAACGAUGGAAUUAUUAAUCUUUUAGAAAAAUACUUUGACAUGAAUAAAAAGCAAUGCAGAGAUGCGUUAGAUUUGUACAAAAAAUUCCUCAUUAGAAUGGAUAGAGUUGGAGAAUUUCUUAAAGUAGCAGAGAAUGUGGGAAUUGACAAAGGCGACAUUCCAGACCUCACGAAGGCACCAAGCAGUUUAUUAGACGCCUUGGAACAACAUCUCGCGGCCCUUGAAGGAAAGAAGGGCUCAGCUGCAAAUACACCGACACAAACAGCAAGCAAUAGAACGAAUGUAAAGUCGGGAGUGUCCGCCCUAUCUUCCACCAGUACGGCAUUUGGAACUGCUGCCAGUAAUCAGCGUUUGGAACACACUGGAAAUGGUCACAUAGAUGAGGCUUUAAGGCAACAAGCUCUUGCUGAGGAGGAAGCGGCCAUGAAUCAAUACAAGGCUAAAGUUCAGUCUCCAACUGGAGGACCAAGUACAAAUCCAUUCCUCAGCUCGCCUACAAAUAAUGUCAAUCAACCAAUUGUAGAUUUAUUUGCUCCUGGGCCAACUGCUGAUCUGUCACAGAAAGCGUCGGACGAUCUUUUGCAAUUAGCAGGAAAUCCAUUUGCGGAUAUGUUUGGAGCACCAGCUCCGCAACCAGCACCAGUACAAAGUAAUAUGUGGAUCGCCAACGGUAAUGGUUUCACCGCCGCGCUACCACCAUCUAAUAACUUUGUUACAGAUAACAACUUUUCGUCUGUUUUUGGAAAUCAAGAUCAACAACCAGUUGGCGGGACUUCACCUGGUAGGCCAGCAACAGCUGCACCUGCCGGAUCCCUGACAUCAUCGCCAGCAGCAUCAGCGGCAACAGCAGCAGCGGCGGCGGCGGCGGCAGUGAACCAAAAUAAAAGUGCAUUCGACGACCUGAACGACAGUAUUCGUAUGGCACUGGGUGGGUCUCCAUCUCGUCCAGCUCCCAUUGCCCAGCAGGUCCCCCCCGCUCAAUCCGCGCAGCAACCUGUACAACAGCAGGGAUUUGCCAUGUUUGAUAUGGGAGGGAGUAUGGGGGGCGCUGGACAGCCUAUGAUGGCAGGUGCGCCCAUGGUUGGUUAUGGAGUACCACCUUCUUCCCAAACCCAAGUUCCUGUGGGAUACGGCUCCCCGUCAAAGCAGCCUAUGUCAGGUGCUCAGCAACCGAACGCGGCUGCAAGUGGAAAAGUUUUAACAGGAGAUUUAGAUAGUAGUCUUGCUAGUCUUGCGGAAAAUCUUUCCAUUAAUAAGAGUGCACAGCAACAAGUCAAAGGAAUGCAGUGGAACUCUCCUAAAAAUACUGCAAAAGCAGGACAGGCCGGAUGGACGCCACAACCAAUGGCAGCUACGACUGGAGCAGGAUAUCGUCCAAUGGGUCAAGGAAUGAUGCAACUUCCUCCAACAACCACAUUGGGAUAUCCCUCUCAAACCACAGCACUGGGUAUGCAGGGAAUGCCUGUGGGCAUGCAAGGUAUGAGACCAAUGAUGGGUGCAAUGCCUGGUGCCCCAGCCGCGGGUAGCGGAAUGAUGGUUGCUGGAGGAGCAGCUCCUAUGAUGAUGGGAGCAAACCCAGUUAUGGGUGCUCCUCUCCAACAACAAACUCCUCAACCCGCCACUGCUCAACCACAAAAUAAUGCAGUUCAACUCGACCCCUUUGGUGCUCUGUGAGGGGAUUAGGACUUCAAUUGGCACUGAGAGGACGGAGUAUUGUGCUUGUAAAUAUUGUGUAAUAUGCCUAAAAAUCGGUCCCACUUUUUUUUUAACAUUAUCUUCAUCGUCGAACAUUUUAUUUGUCCCAUUUUCUCUAAUUUCAUUUUUUUCAUUUUUAAUUGAAAAAAUUAUUUCCACCCUCUGUGAAUAUGGCCAAGACUUAUAAUAAUUCCAUCUUCUGUUCACCUGAUGAUGAUGAUGAUGAUGAUGAUGAUAUGUUCGAGUUGGUGCAUCGCUGAUAUCUCUACUAUUAUUGGCCCUGCCUUAAAUUUUACGUAGCUAAUGUAUAAAAAAAAUUGUAUAAGAUGGCCCAUAGUGCUUAUAUAUAGGAAUUAUAUGA